AGAGGAGAGACAGCGGCGUCCUCUGUCCUGCAUCACCUCCAGAUUGUGCGUUAAGAUAUAAAUACUUUCAUGCAAAAACAGCCUGUUCCCAUCAUUUUUUCUUCUCCAAUGCUUUGACAUUUGGAAUGUGCUGUUUUCUUGCAAGCGCUGUUUCCAUGCCAGCAUGGGAACUGCAGUGUCCAAAAGGAAGAAUCUGAGAAAUGAUGCGAUUUCUUCGGUGGCAGCCAAAGUUAGAGCAGCUCGUGCAUUUGGAGAGUACUUUCACACUCAUCCUGAGAACCACAACGGAUCAGAUCACUUACUCACUGACAACCUCGUUGGCCACGACUCUGACUCCCCAGACAGCCUCUGUGCUCAGAAGAACAACCUCCACAGCUACACCCUCCAGGACUCCACUAUCAAUACCAACCCCAGCCUGAUCAACCCCGCCCUGGGCCUUCUGGAAACCCCUCCUCCUACAACAUCCUCCAAGAGCCGCCUGUCCUUGGAACGCAGCUUCUCGACCGAAGAGGACGAGCAGAAGUGUGUAGAGUGUGCUUUGCAACCUGCUCGGGUCUACACCAUCACUGGAGAGAGCGGCAUGCUGGGAACCAGCCGGGGAAGCAAGGAGAACCUCGAACUUGAGGUCUUGAAAGGGGCACGGGAGGUGUGUCAUGCCCAAGCUCUCGCCCAACCCUCCACCUCCUCUAACUCGUCGUCUCCAACCCAGCACCACCGCCACCAUGGAAGUGGAAGUGGUAACCAUCACCACGGCAACCAUCAUCAUGGCAACCACCAUCAAAGCAACACCAGCAGCAGUGGCGCAGGUGGAAGUGGCGGAAUCAACCACCACCAGCACAUCACCAGUGGGGGAAGCGGACCAGGAACGUCGCAUCAUCACCAUGGAGAAGCUCAUCACCACCAUCACCUUUCCCAGCCACUACAGAGCUCUGUCAGCGCGCACAACAUUCGUGGCUGGGGCGAAGGCAAGGAUUGUGGUCUGGCGUGCGAAACCUGUCCCGGGACGCCGUCACGCAGCCAGGGGUCCCUGGACCUGGAGAGCAGUACCCGAGAGGCAGGCAAGCAGCACCGGCCACCACUAGAGCGGAUGUGCAGUGUUGACCGGGUGACUGGGCUGGAGCGAGAUGACAACAAUUGGUUCCCUAAAGAGAACAUGUUCAGCUUUCAGACUGCUACCACAACCAUGCAGGCGAUUUCAAAUUUCCGAAAGCACUUAAGAAUGGUGGGCAGCAGAAGAAUGAAAGCACAAACAUUUGCAGAGCGCAGGGCGAAGAGUUUCAACCGAUCCUGGAGCGAUCCAACCCCUGUCAAACAAGACUCUAUUCACGACUCAAAAGACAGUGGAGAUCUGCAGACAACCUGUUGCACUCCAGACGAGGGUGGAUGUGAAGACCUGGACUGGGAGGAGGAGAGAGAAAUGGAGAGACUGGCGUGUGAUGGGGAUGACUUUAUACCCCCUAAAAUUAUGCUGAUAUCAUCUAAAGUCCCCAAAGCAGAGUACGUCCCCAACAUCAUUCGAAGGAACGAUCCUUCUAUUAUACCUAUACUCUACGAUCAUGAGCAUGCUACGUUUGACGAUAUUUUGGAGGAGAUUGAGAAGAGAUUGACGGCCUAUAGAAGAGGCUCCAAGAUCUGGCACAUGCUGAUCUUCUGUCAGGGUGGCCCAGGGCACUUGUACCUGCUGAAAAACAAAGUAGCCACUUUUGCCAAGGUCGAGAAAGAGGAAGACAUGAGCCUGUUUUGGAAAAGACUAAGCCGGUUUAUGAGCAAAGUGAACCCAGAGCCAAACUUGAUUCACAUCAUGGGCUGCUAUGUCCUGGGCAAUCCGAAUGGAGAAAAGCUGUUCCAGAAACUGAAGAACCUGAUGAGGCCUUAUUCUGUCACAUUUGAGUCACCGCUGGAACUCUCCGCUCAGGGCAAAGAGAUGAUUGAAAUGUACUUUGACUUUCGUCUGUUCCGACUUUGGAAAACUCGGCAGCACUCGAAACUCCUCGACUAUGAAGAUCUGGUGUGACCCAGUGCAGAUCAGAGUGUAGCAUUGCGGGCAGGACUUCCCACUGUAAAACUCCAUCAAACCGCUUUCAUUUCGGUGGAUAGGAACAGGGGGAGGACAACGAGAGGAGACAAACAGCCAUUUCGCUGCCAUUGCUGUGUCCCAACUAUUGUUUAUCAACUCUCUGUGCAGGAGUUAGACCACUUUCAAACGGUAACACACAAGAGACGAAAACAAACGAAUACAACAGAUGGCAAAUGGACCAAAACAAAAGUGAAGACAAAAAAAGAGGAUAUGUUGAUGUUUCUCUUCUAUAAAAGAGUGAAGUUGUUUCUUGUUGGAGAAUAUUGUUGUGUGUUGUUGUUGUCCACUUUUGUCAUUUUUUAAGUAACAUAUCGCUCACAGUGAUCACUAGCUGUCGAUCUAGCAAAGACCGUCAUGUUUACGAAAGAGUCAUGCGUGCAAUAUCAGGUCGUCUUUUACUAAACUUAUCAGAAAACACAGAAAUGGUCAUGUAUGAAAUAAUAUAUCAGUAUACAUACAGGAUAUACAUCUCAUGAGGAUAUAGUGUAGCUAUAGUCAUGCAAAUAAUAAUGUCAAUGGUACACAAUUUACUUUUUCAAUGUUUAUUGUCGUGGUCUUUCUAAUGAACUAUUUUGAAAAACUCAGGUUUUAGCCUUUAUGAAUAUAUUAAUUAUUCCCCUAACCAGAUGUGUUUGGAGGUUGUCACUCAAUGUUUUGGAAAGAAUGUACAUUUUGCUAACAUACGUAUAUGUGAUAAAUUUAUUGCAAUUUGCUUUUGGCUUACCUCGUGUCUCUUGCAUUAUAUGCCUUUCUUUGUCCCCCCAUCAAAAACAUAGACCCAUAUUGUAACACACAAUUGCACACAGUCCCUGAACACGGAAAUAGUGACUUCCAGUCAUAUAAUAAUAAAAAAACUGACCUCAGUAUAGCCACACAGCUGCGCAAGGUGCAUCUGAAUUAUUAGUAGUAACAUGGCAUUACAGGGAGAUAUUACAAUAUGUUCAAAUAUGUAUCCUUUGUUACUCAUUGUGUUCAUAACAGUUUGACUGUUUUCACAAUUGGAUUUGUGCAAUUUCUUGGUCAGAACCUGUUAGAUUCGAGUUUGAUUUCAGCUCCCUUCCCCUGAGCCCACAGGUAGCUUUUCACAUUGUAUUAUUUGGUGGUAAACCGUAGGAAAUGACUCAAGGAGAAGGCAUCAAAAAUGGAAAUUGUUGUUGAUGUAACUCAUGCUUUGUCCAUUUGGUUUUAAAACCAAAACUUAACACGCAAAAAAUGGCAUUUGCAUUCUGGGUUGCAAAAGAUACAUGAAAUGUGAGCUUUAUACUAUAAAAGAUUAUAAGUCAAUAAUAGUAGUUCACUUCUGCAAAAUAGGCCAGAUUGCUUUCAUACCAAUUCUGGAGUCAAUGAACCAUAUCCGAGACCACUAUUUUCAAGAGCAUUAUCUUGAAAAAAUUCGAAAAACAGCUUUCAUACUCUAACGUCAAACGUAUUUGGUUCCUCACUUGAAGUUCUAAUAUAAAAACACCCUUACUUUUCCAUGGGUAUCCAUUUAAUUUCAGGCCAUUGGUGUGGUGGGUCAUGAGUAGGCAUUAUUUUGAAGGUCCCUUUUGCCUUAUGGGGCCUAAUGGUAUUUGAUGUCCAUACAAAGAUAAUAGAAUGAAGUGUUACAUUUUAUGGCAGCAUGCAAGUGUAAACUCUAUGCAUUCCUCUACUUCCAUUAGUAGCUUUUAAAGGUUUUGAGCAACUAGCAUUUUUUUAUGUCUAUGUUUAUGAAUGUUAUAAUGUGCUCAGCUAAUAAGCCAUACACUCUUUAGCUACUGCAGCAAGCUGCUUAGACUGAGGGGGUCUUUGAUGUUGAUGACUUCAGGCGUUCAUGAAGAAGCUGAACUUCAAACUAGUUAAAUUAUGGAUUUUUUUUUUAGCAUAAUUUCUUGUCUUGUUUUAUACACACCCAUGAUGCUAAUUGGCUAAUCCUUUAGUGUUGUUCGGGCAACAUUUAACUUAAUUGACAAAUUGGAGUCUGAUCCCCACUAUAUAACUCGACCAGUCCGGUAUGUUCCCAAGACGUUUGUGGAAGAACGUAUCUUCUAGAAGGCAUUACAUUCCUAUGAGCAGCAUCCCAGAUAUUCUAAUUUCAAACAUCAUAUUUGUGUACAAACAUCUGAUAAACAUCAGUUUGGUCUGUUCCUCACGCAAAGCUAUCUUAUGGCUUCAGAAGACUUGGAAUAUAACACACAAAUCUUUUAUGAUACUUUUGAGUCAUUUUUGAGCUUGACAGCAUCACUCACUAAUUAAAUGGAAAAGAACAGGCAGGAUAUUCCUCAAAAAUUAUCUUUUUGUGUUCCAAGGAAGAGAGAAAGUCAUAAGGGUUUGGAAUAACAUGAGGGUAAAUAAUUGAUAAUAGAAAAAUCUUUUUUUGGUAGAACUGUUCCUUUCAAAUGAGCAGAUUCACAUCAAUUCUUAAUCAAAAAUGUUGCAAAAACAUCUGCUGAAUGUCGUUCCAACAUCCCAAAGGGAACAUUUUAGCAAUCCAGAUGAGCAUGCACACAUCAAACAGAUGUAUUCGCAACAUGCAUGCACUAUCAAGGUCAAUACUAGUCAUUUUAUGCCCCUUUAUACCCUCAUUUGAAGGGUACAAGAAGGUUACAGAGUGAUUUUACUGUAUAUAGCGGACAUACUCAAAAGUGUAAUAUGGUUGUAAAGAAACAUUUUGAAUAGUCUUUUUGACUGCAAGGUUGCUGUGUGGUGCAUACUUGGAUUAAGUAUCCGUGAGUUCAAAUGAGUGUACAGCUAUCCACCUUUCUCCCGAAAGGGCUACACCCCAGUCAGAAAAUAGGCUACAAAUGAAUUGGACUGACCCUAGAGCAAUUUCAGUCAUUAUGGGGCCAUCUGUGACUCGCGGUAGGUGUCAGAGAGCUUGAAAUGUCAGAGUCAGAGAGAGAGAAAAAAAGAGAAUCCAUAUACUACAGAUGGCAGAAUCACACUAGCAUGAACAUUUGGUGGUGAGAGUGUAAGCGUGUUACCUCGGGACCUCCAAUAUGAACAGUAGGCAGAAAAUGGAGGCUAGUUAGACAGUUUAGUUCAUAUAUCAUUCAUUCAUUAUAACUUUAUCACUCAUUUUGAAUUUUAUAGCCUUUCUGUAAGAAGGAGAGUCAUGGAAUGAGUGUUUGUUUUUUUAUUUGCUUUUUAACUGGGUUCACCAAGUUAACGUUUUAAAGCCCUUUGUCGAUGUAGCAGUAUAUGUACUGUAACUCCUUUAAUUAUUUAUAAUAUAAAUGUUAAUCUUUUUUCCUAUUUAUUAUAUAAUUUAUUUAUGCUAUUUAUUUUGUACUUGUUCCAAACAGAAAUGGCUGUUUGUUUCGCAAACAUUUUUUUUGUGGGGCAAUUCAUUUCUCACAAUUAUGGAAGAAUCCCAUUUGGUGUCUUCUGUACACAAAGCUUUGGCAAGAGUCUGCCUUUUAAAUUGGCCCUGAACAAAUAAGAUAUCUCACUGAAGGACAGUUUGCUUGUACUUGAUGUAAAUUGACAUGGCAGUAAUAAAACAUUAAUGCAAGAACUAACUCCAGCCCAAAUCCCUAACCAGUUUUCAUCAGUAAAAAUAUUUGCUGGGAAAUGUUGAUUCUAAACCAGCUUUAUCCCCUGAUCUACAGGGUUCUAAAUUAAGAACUAAAUGGAUCUUUGAACGGAACCUUAAUACAGUAUGUUGAAAUCAGCAUUUAAGAGUGUCAACAUUUUCUGGCGUACAUCCCCACCGAAGAAAACAAUAGAAAUUCUAAUGGUUUACACUACAAAUACCAUUAAGAGUGUAGUGUGUUUUGGGCCAUAUUCCAUUAGAAUUUAAUGUUUUGUAUUGGUUUCCAUUACAGAUAUGUAUUGGUCCCUAAUGGUAUCCACUAGACAUAACAUGCCACCAAUAGAUGCCAACACAUUACCAGCUGAGACCCAUAGGGACAUUAUAGUUUCCAUUAAAACCAAUACAAUUCCCAUAAUAGCCAUUAGAACCAUUAGAAUUUUUGUGAGGGUUUCCUUCACAUUUAUAGAAGGAGCAGGGCUGUAGUUUUUUUAGAUAAAUUAUUUAUUUAUUCAAAAAUACAAGGUAUUUUAGUCACACUUUUAGUAGCCUUUAUUAGACAUUACAAUAUUAAAACCAUUCAUGAUUGUUCAAUGCUCAUUAAUGAGUUAUAAUGGUUUUUUAAUGUUCACUACACUUGGAUUAAUGGUUUUCUAAACUCAUUAGUGAGUUUUAAUGUGUUGUGAGCGUUCACUAAACUUAACACAUUUUUAUAGUUUGUGAGCGUUCACUAUACUUGUUAACAAGUUUUAAUGGUUUGUGAGCAUUCACUACACUCGUUAACGAGUUUUAGUGGUCCGUGAGUGUUCGCUUGACUCCUUAACAAAUUUUUGUGGUUUGUGAUCAUUCUACACUUGUUGAUGAUUUUGAAUGGUUCUCUGGGCAGUGAUGUACCAAAUACAUUUUUGGCGAAACUACACUUAUUAACAAGUUUUAAUGGUUUGUGAGCAUUCACUACACUCGUUAACAAAUUUUAGUGGUUGGUUAGCAUUCAUUACAUUCGUUGAAGAGUUUGAAUGGUUUGUUACCAUUCGCUACACUAGUUAGCAAGUUUUAAUGGUUUGUGAGCUGUUUACUACACUUGUUAAAUUUUAGUGGUUCCUGAGGGUUCACUAUACUCAUUAGUGAGUUUUAAACAAGUGGUUCAUGAGCGUUCACUAUACUCGUUAAGGUGUUUUAAUGGUUUGAGGGAUCCCUACACUUAUUCGUGAGUUUUAGUGGUUUGUGAGUGUUUGCUAGACUCCUUAACAGAUUUAAGUGAUUCAUGAGAGUUCACUAUACUCAUUAACAUGUUUUAAUGGUUUGUGAAUGCUCACAACAAUCGUUAACAAUUUUUUGUGGUUCAUGAGCUUACAUUCGUUAAAGAGUUUGAGUGAACAUUUGCUACACUGUUUAGCGAGUUUUAAUGGUUUGUGAGCUGUUUACUACACUUUUUAACACAUUUUAGUUGUUCCUGAGCCUUGACUAUACUCGUUAAAAAGUUUAGUGAUUCCUGAACAUUUGCUAGACUUUUAACGACUUUUAAUGGUUUGCCAGCAUUCACUACACUUGUUAAGGAGUUUUAGUGGUUUGUGAGCAUUCACUAGACUCGUUAAAGAGCUUGAAUGGUUCGUGAGCUGUUUACAACACUUGUUAACAAAUUUUAGUGGUUCCUGAGCGUUCACUAUACCCUUUAACGAGUUUUAAAUGAGUGGUUCAUGAGCGUUCACUAUACUCGUUAAGGAGUUUUAAUGGUUUGAGGGUUCACUACACUCGUUAAAGAGUUUCAAUGGUUUGUGACAGUUCGCUACACUGGUUAGCAAAUUUUAAUGGUUCGUGAGCUGCUUACUACAAUUUUUAACAAAUUAUAGCGAUUCCUGAACAUUCACUAUACCCGUUAAUGAGUUUUAAUGGUCCGUGAGUGUUCGCUAGAGUUUUAAUGGUUCGUAAGCGCUCACUACACUCCUUUUAUGAGAUUUAGUGGUUCGUACACUCAUUAACAAUGUUUUGUGGUUUGUAAGCAUUCGCUACACUCAUUAACAAAUUUUAGUGGUUUGUGAGCAUUCACUACACACGUUAAUGAGUUUGAAUGGUUCUCUGGGCAGUUAUGUAACAAAUUAAUUUCUAGCAAGGGCACAGUUAACGACUGGUCUAUGAGUUCAACCCAAGUUUCCUAUCAAAAUGGUCUGGUUCUUUACAAUACGGUUCUAUAUGUUAACAUUAUUGCAUUAGGCAUCAUGAGCUAACAAUGAACAAUAAUUUUUACUUGUAUUAAUAUUGGUUAAUAUUGAUUUGUAAAUAUAGCCUACUAUUUUUAAUAUUUAUGCAAUUAACUUUUAAUGUUAAAAAUGUAUUAGUAAAUGUUGAAAUUAACAUUAACCAAGAUAAAUAAAUGUUGUAAAGGCAUUGUUUAUUGUUUGUUCAAAUUAACUUUUGUGUUAACUCAUGUUAACCUCUACCUUAUUGUAAAAUGUUACCAAUGCCCUUUAGUAGCAUAAACACCAUGUACUCUCUCAAUACAUUUUUCAUCCCAUUUUCCAGCACACCCUGCACAUCUGGCCAUGUUGUAGCCCUGUUCAUGUGUGCAGGAAGGUUAUCACGAGCCUAGGUGCGCCAGAGCUCAUUAGCUUUAUGAGAGACUCGAUAGAUGGUUUGGUUUUCAGUGCGUAAUGUUUGGAGCUCUCAGCCAGCCCCCUUCAUAUCAUAUGAGAUUGUGUUUUAUAAUUGAAGAGUAUGAAUAUUCAACAAAAAAAUAUAUUCUUUAUAAUCUGUUGUUCGGUAAUAAGUUGAAUGAAUGUUCUCUGAGCCACUUGAAAUGUGGAGUGUGUGUACCAUUUGGGAUAAUUUCAGACACUCCCAUGAAUAAUGAUGACAUGUUAUUGUUUUUUAUGAAGUAGGUAUUGUAGAUAUGAAUUACAUAACAGUGUACAAUCUGGUGUUGAUUAUGUCAUCUGCAGAUUUGUGUCUUGUGCAUUUCAUGGUGUAUCUGAAUAAUUGUGUUGUGGAUUAAACUCAUGUGAUGUAUGCAGUCUCUGGACCAGCAGCAUCUUAAAUAUGAGAUAUUCCAACAUGCUGGCACUGGACGGGUGCAAAGUGUUUCUAAUGCUUUUCUUUUCUAAUAAAACAUUGUUUCGAUCAGA
Molecule: messenger RNA, 8707 nt
Organism: Myxocyprinus asiaticus (Chinese sucker)
Lineage: Eukaryota; Metazoa; Chordata; Actinopteri; Cypriniformes; Catostomidae
Gene: nsmfa
Product: NMDA receptor synaptonuclear signaling and neuronal migration factor a
Exons: 15
Coding region: 164-2014 (616 amino acids)
Biological process (GO): positive regulation of neuron migration; regulation of neuronal synaptic plasticity
Cellular component (GO): cytoplasm; nucleus
Source: RefSeq, a predicted model, not a curated record